Melanaphis sacchari is the source of this 2333-nucleotide messenger RNA. RefSeq names its product zinc finger protein on ecdysone puffs-like. Gene Ontology annotation, cellular component: nucleus. Lineage: Eukaryota; Metazoa; Arthropoda; Insecta; Hemiptera; Aphididae. The record is from RefSeq and is a predicted model, not a curated record. Gene Ontology annotation, molecular function: nucleic acid binding; zinc ion binding. The transcript is spliced from 11 exons. The coding region runs from base 180 to 2261 and encodes 693 amino acids.
CCCACAUCGAGCACUGACUGGACGCCAUCUUAUAGUUAUAGUCGACGGCGUCGGUUUGGAUUAGCGUCCGAUUAGAACAAACACGGUUCGUUAUUCCGGAUUUCACAUCGCUGUUGUCAGAUUGUGACUCUCCAAUUCAUUUUCCCACUUGUUUCCGUUUUCAAUAUUCGAAAACACCGAUGGCUUACAAUCGACGAAGUGGCGGUGGAUACGGCGGUUAUGGUAGCGGAGGCGGCGGUUAUGGUGGUGGUGGUGCAGCUGGUGGCCGAUACAACAACGGGGGUGGUUACCGAGCUGGAGGUGGCUCCGUUAAUCCUUGGCAAACUGGCUCUGGGUCCGGUCCGUUACCACGACAAGCACAAGGCGGGCAUCCUCCACCAGCUCAAUUAGCAAUGGCUAGUAACUUAAUCAGCAAAUUAUUAACAUCAUCAAAUUCCAUGUCGGGAGGUGGUUAUGGUGGACCAAAUCGAAGUGGAAAUUGGGGUAGUGGUCCUAGAAUGUCGCAUAUGGGGGGUAUGCGUCAUAGACAAGAAGGUCGCGGAGGAUUCAACAAAGAUAAUAGGCGUCGUGGUGGAGGGGAUCCACACAAUAGAUUUUCUGGUGGAGGCCGUAAAUCAGGCGGCGGUGGAGUGAAAGAUGGAGAUAAACGUAAAUCUGCAGGAAAAGUUAAUGAUGAAAACAAAAAAGGACAAAAUGAACGUGAGAGAACUAAGGAACAAUUGGAUGCCGACAAAAAAGCAUCUUAUGUUGGUGUUCCUUCGGCUGUACUUUAUUGUCAUGUAUGUUCUAAACAUAUGUGGGAUUCUGAGUCUUUUGAAAAACAUGUACGUGGAAGACCUCACGAAUUGAUGAUGAAUUACUUAGAUGAAGCGUACAGAAUGCGUGUUGAUUUUAUGAGACAUCAAAUAAAAGCUGUUGAAAACCAAAGAGAAAUUGAUUUGGAACGUGUGACUAACAACAAACAUAAAUCAAACAGUAAAAAUGCAGGAGGAAACUCUGGUUCUAAGCCACUUUUACGUAGCUAUUGCCCUAUGUGCGAUGUACGGUUUUAUGGACCACUAACUGGGCAUCGAAAAAGUGAUAGACACAGGAAACUUAAACAAUUUUUGCAUCCUGAAUGUAAGUUGUGUGAUGCCUUAUUCCAUACACGGCUUGAAAUGGAUGAACAUAAGCUUACUGCUGGACAUUUAAAGAAAAUGUCUGAAAUGCGCCACUUGGAACAUCCUCAUUUGAAAGAUGACGAAUUUGAUCUGAUUGACAUGAUUAAAAUUGAAGAAGAAGACCAGCAAGAUCAUGAUCAGAUGCCUGUUGCUAAAAAAUAUGAAAUGCUUGGUGAUCGUGACGCUACUAAAUUAAAAUUAGAGUUGGAAGGAGGAAGUGGAGAGAAACAUCAUCGUGGUGGGAAGAAAGGUGCGGCUAAUGCUGGAAAUAAGGUAGCUGCUGCUGAUACUCCAACUAAAACUAAUGAAAAAGAACAAGAAAAUAAAGAAAUAAAAGAAGAUAUGGAUACAUCAGAUGCUGUAGCUACAGAAAUAGAAUCAACUGAAGAAAAUGUGGCUGCCAAUCAAUCGAUAACAGAAAAUAAAGCUACUGACGAAUCUGUAACUAAUAAAGAAAACCAACCCGCUGCUUACGAUCCAAAGGUGGCCAUAGGAAAAGAAUUGUUAGUUCCUUCAAAAGGAUUUGUGUGUAGAUUGUGUAAUUGUUUUUUACUGGACGAGCAACGUGUUUCAAUCCAUUGCCAGACUGCGGCUCAUUAUAUCAAUUACACAACAAUGACUAAAAUGAAAGAAGCUACUUCAGGAAGUAAGAAACGAAAGAUUGAUGAGGUUGUUGAAAAAGAUGAUGAUGUCAAGGAAGUUGAGGAAGUUAAAAUAAAAGAUGAAGAUGUGAGUGCUGAUAACAGCAUAAAUGUUGAAUCUGAAAAUGCUGAAAAUGAUGAUUCUGAGGAUAGUAGAGCUGUUAAACGUAUUAAAUUGGAAGUUAAAGAAGAAGAUACUAUUGAAGAAACCACCACUGUAAUGGAAAUAACUGAAACACAAGUAACUAUCAAAGUUGAAGAAACUGAAAUUGAAGAUAAACCAGCUGAAACUGAAAAAGUCAUGCCAGCUGCAGUACCAAUAGUAACUCCAGAUACAAAGCCGGCAGUUUCAGCUCCAGUUACAAAGCCAGCUCCAGUUACAACACCAACUAGAGGACGUGGUGGUGGCAGAGGUCGUGGAGGAAGAGGUGGUGUAGCUAGACGUGGAGCACGGCGUUAAAUUUAUUACUUAUAAAGAAAAUCUAAUUAUUAUAAUAAAAAAAUUAUUUACUCCAUUUUAUUUUCAAAUAGU